Molecule: messenger RNA, 588 nt
Organism: Cyphomyrmex costatus
Lineage: Eukaryota; Metazoa; Arthropoda; Insecta; Hymenoptera; Formicidae
Gene: Blos1
Product: biogenesis of lysosome-related organelles complex 1 subunit 1
Exons: 5
Coding region: 165-551 (128 amino acids)
Biological process (GO): endosomal transport
Cellular component (GO): BLOC-1 complex
Source: RefSeq, a predicted model, not a curated record
ACUUUACAUACAUAUGUAUAUAUAUAUAUAUAUAUAUAAUAUUAAUAUAUAGUUGUUUCGCUUUAGUAUUAGCUGUAUGCUGCUAUUAUUUCAUUAUUUGCUGCCUUUUACAAUACAGAACAAUCAGCACGAGACACUACAGUUUUUGACAGCAACUGCCAAAAAUGUUAUCUGCAAUCGUUAAAGAACACCAAAGCAAGCAAGCUGUGAGAAAAGAAAGGCAAGAGCAAAAGCGGAAAGAUGCUGUUCAAGCUGCAAGCAAUCUGACACAAGCCCUUGUUGAUCACUUGAAUGUUGGUGUAGCUCAAGCAUAUUUAAAUCAGAAGAAGCUAGAUGCAGAAGCAAAGCAACUGCAACACAGUGCAACUAAUUUUGCUAAACAAACGCAGUUAUGGUUGAAUUUAGUAGAAUCUUUCUCAAGCUCUUUAAAAGAAAUCGGAGAUGCAGAAAAUUGGGCACGCAGUAUAGAAGGAGAUAUGAGAACAAUAGCUACAGCUUUGGAAUAUUCAUAUAAAGCUACACAAGAGAAUCAAAGUGUAGGUAAUGUUUAAAGAUAUAUGAUUAUAAGAUAUAUGAGAUAUGUGGAGC